GGCCGAUAAUUCUUUACUAAUUAAGGACACACCGAGGCGAAUAAAUUGAACGUGGGCAGCGGUAAACGCGAGAUAUUCGUAAUAAGACGUAAUGAAAUACGGGUUAAUCGAGCCGCGUGGCUCGCAACGCGUGAAACGGAAAUUUGUACAAAUCGGUCGGGAGUUAAUUAGAGUUCCGCGACUGGGCAUGCUACUGGCAAGAGCGGAGAGGGCUUGUCUGUUACUAACGGCGAUCCACGUUUUGCUCGAUAAGGGCGCAUACGCCGAGACGUUCACCCUCGGCUACAUCACCGGCUCGAAAAGGCGUCCAGGGGACUUUGAGUAUCAGCGUCCCGGUUACCGGAUAUCCGGCGCCAUAUCGCUCGCCGUGGAGGAGGUGAACGCAGGUGAGCUCGGUCGACGUGGGCACAAGCUCGACUUCCUGGUCGCGGAGACUUAUGGCGAGGAGGAGACCAGCAUCCUGAUGACCGCCGAUCUUUGGACGAGGAACAUCAGCGCCUACAUAGGGCCCCAGGAAACCUGCAUCCACGAGGGAAGGAUGGCCGCCGCGUUCAACCUUCCAAUGAUAUCUUACUUUUGCACCCAUCGAGAGUCCUCCAACAAGAAGGAGUUCCCUACGUUCGCCAGAACGAGACCGCCCGAUACCCAAAUCUCUAAAUCCGUGGUCUCCGUGUUGAUGGCCUUCAACUGGACCAAAGUGACGUUCAUGUACAUGAACUCGACCCUGUUCGAAUUCAACAAAAUGUCGACGAUCGCCGAGACUAUACUGGCAUCGUUCGAGGCGGCAGGUGUGACAGUGAACUUUAUUCGUUGCUGGGAAGAGCCUUACCACGUCACGCACAUGACCAAUCCGUUCCACAGAUACGUCACCGAGACUUACAGGGAGACUCGAAUUUACGUGAUUCUAGGCAAUUACUACGAGCACAUGGGGCUGUUAAUGGCGUUGGAUGAGAAGAAGCUCUUGGAAAAAGGUGAGUACUGGGUGGUCGGUGUCGAUAUCGAGCAAUACGAUGAGAAACGGCCGGACAAGUACUUCCGUGGUUUAUGGCAGAGGAAGACAAACUCCUCGAUCCUGAAGGCGUAUCGUAGCUAUUUCAGCGUGGUCGCAUCCGCGCCAAUUUAUUCCACCAACUUCACGCGCAUGGUCAACUCGUACAGGCAGAAGCCGCCCUUCAACUUCUCCAAUCCCCUCGCCAACAUGGGCGGGAUCAUUCAGAUCGUGCCGGAGACGGCGUAUCUGUACGACGCGGUGCACCUCUACGAGAGAUCGUUGCUAAAAGCUUUGGACGAGGACCGGGACCCGCGAAACGGCCGAGAAAUGGUCGCGACUCUUUACGGCGUUCAUUAUCGCAGCGCCAUGGGAUAUAUGGUGUACAUGGACGAAAACGGCGACGCUGAAGGCAAUUACACUCUGAUUGCGCUGGACAAUCGGCCGACAAAGGGACACGGUUUAUACCCCAUAGCUUACUUUGUGGGAAAAGAGAACGGCACGAAUCUGCCGCUACUUCGAUUGACGAGGGACAUUUCGUGGAUCGGUGACGGGCCCCCGAUCGCCGAGCCUCAUUGCGGUUACCACGGUGAAAAAUGCACGUCUCACACGGGAGAGAUCGUGGGUGGAAUAGCCGGUGGAUUUCUGUUGAUCAUGACUGCUGUGGCCCUAGUGCUGUACAGGAAUUGGAGGUACGAGCAGGAGCUGGAUUCCCUACUGUGGAAGGUGAACUACAAAGAUAUUCAGAUCAAGGAGCAGAAAGACGAUUCGUCGGGAAUCAACGAGGCGCCUACCAAAUGCAAUUCUAAGACGACGACCCAGCCCAUAGUAAGAACCAGCCAAGUAUCCCUAAGCUCGAAUCCCGACGCCGAUUUUCGUUAUUCGAUGAUUUACACGCAGAUAGGCGUGUACAAAGGGCGGAUAUUCGCCGUGAAGAAGGUUCGGAAGAAAUCGAUCGAGAUUACACGGGAGAUGAAGAAAGAGCUGAAAGUGAUGCGUGACUUGCGACACGAUAAUUUGAACGCUUUCAUCGGAGCGUGCACCGAUCCGCCCAACAUAUGCAUCGUGGUCGAGUAUUGCGCCCGUGGAAGUCUCAAGGAUAUCUUGGAGAACGAGGACAUGAAGCUGGAUAAUAUGUUCAUGGCGUCCUUGGUCGGAGAUAUAAUCAGGGGCAUGAUCUAUCUCCACGAUUCCGUCAUAAAAUAUCAUGGCUCGCUAAGUACGUCGAACUGCUUGGUGGAUUCUCGAUGGGUCGUAAAACUGGCAGACUUUGGGCUGCACGAGUUCAAAAAGAACGCCGAGUGCGAACCGUGCGACGUUAUGAAGAAGUAUCACGGUUUGUUGUAUCGAGCGCCUGAAUUGCUACGAUCGACGAAGAGUCAAGAGCCGAUGGCGCGCGAUUAUCAAAGAGGGGACGUUUACUCUUUCGCGAUAGUGUUGUACGAGCUUCAAGGGAGGCACGGCCCGUUCGGGAUCACGGAAUUAUCCGAUUCGGAGAUAUUGAAGAAAGUGAUCGGGCGGGAAACGGACGCGGAACCGUUCAGACCACCGUUGAACCAGUUGGAGAACUGUUUCCAUUUCGUGCGCGAUUGUCUGAUAGAGUGCUGGGCCGAGGAUCCCGAGGCCCGACCAGACUUCAAGAUCAUAAGGAACAAGCUGAGACCGCUGAGAAAGGGGAUGAAGCCAAACAUAUUUGACAACAUGAUGGCCAUGAUGGAGAAAUACGCGAACAAUCUGGAAGCCCUCGUCGACGAGCGAACGGAUCAAUUGACGGAAGAGAAGAAGAAAACAGACGCCCUGCUGUACGAAAUGUUGCCGCGUUACGUGGCGGAGCAAUUGAAACGGGGGCACAAAGUGGAGGCGGAAAGCUUCGAUAGCGUCACCAUUUAUUUCAGCGACAUCGUAGGAUUCACCGCCAUGUCCGCCGAGAGCACACCUUUGCAGGUAGUGGACUUUCUGAACGAUUUGUACACCUGCUUCGAUUCGACGAUAGAAAAUUACGACGUGUACAAGGUGGAGACGAUUGGGGACGCUUACAUGGUGGUAAGCGGCCUACCGAUUCGAAACGGUAUUCAGCACGCGGGAGAAAUUGCCAGCAUGUCCUUGUGCCUCCUAGACGCCAUUAAACAAUUCACCAUUCGACACAGGCCUCUGGAUAAAUUGCAACUUCGGAUCGGUAUACAUUCAGGCCCAGUGUGCGCCGGUGUGGUAGGCCUAAAAAUGCCGCGUUACUGCCUAUUCGGCGACACCGUGAACACGGCCAGUCGCAUGGAAUCCACCGGAUCCCCUUUAAAGAUACACUGCAGCGGGGAGACGAAGGAGCUGCUGGAUCGACUGGGCGGUUUCAAGAUAGUGGAAAGGGGCCUGGUCUCCAUGAAAGGCAAAGGCGAGCGUCUCACGUACUGGCUGAUCGGCGAGGACCCGAUCCUUAGGGAGGAGAGGAGCAGGGAGCGGGAGAGUCGAAGAAACGGCCACGAGGCGAGGAGGAAUCCUCUGAUACCGCGUAGCUCCCUCAAGAACAAGUCGUUGGUACGAUCGACGUUCAUGAGGUGUUCCAGCGAGUCGCCCAAGAGACUGCGUUUCGCUAGCUCGGACCAGUUGAAUCAGAAAUGCGCGAACGGCCAAUUGGAAUCGAUAAUCGACAACAGCCCGCGCAAGCCGAACACGUCUCGGGGCGCGGGGGCGCGCGAUUCGUGCGUCGCGGACAAUUGGAGAUCGUCGAGCAACUCGUGCCCCUGCGUGGAGAAGCUCGGGGAGCAGGAAACGCGGAAAGAGUUGGACAGGCAUCGAUCGUCCCACGCGGACCCAAAGGAGCGGGUGUUUCAGCCGGGUUUCAGGCAUCUCGACUGGUGGACGAUCGGGAACGAGGCUUGCCUCUUGCGGGGGGGCAAGAACUUGCGCUUCGCGCAGACGAGCUGCAGAUCCGCGCCCAGCAGCCCGAGGCACAGCACUCUGAUCCUGAAUUGUCAGAGGCGGGCUGCCCAGUCGAACGAGGAGAUAGACGGAUGGGAUGCGACCACACCGUUGAUUUAUCAUCCGGCAGGACGAUUCGAUUGACAAUCUUUUAUCUUCG
Apis florea (little honeybee) is the source of this 4061-nucleotide messenger RNA. RefSeq names its product guanylate cyclase 32E. The record is from RefSeq and is a predicted model, not a curated record. Gene Ontology annotation, biological process: receptor guanylyl cyclase signaling pathway; cGMP biosynthetic process; protein phosphorylation. Gene Ontology annotation, molecular function: adenylate cyclase activity; protein kinase activity; peptide receptor activity. Gene Ontology annotation, cellular component: plasma membrane. Lineage: Eukaryota; Metazoa; Arthropoda; Insecta; Hymenoptera; Apidae.